GCUGUCACAGAAGGUGGAAUGUUUCAUCCUCACGAGCUUCUCUAUUGGUCCUGCACAGGAAUUAAUUCGCGUGUGUCCCCGUGACACAAUAGGCGCUGAUAAUAAAAAGACCAAGGACAGGCAGUCGUGUUCAAAAGAAAAGCGCUUUGCGGAGGGGUCUUUAAGUCUCAGCAUGUGCACAUAGACUCAACCUGAGCGAAGCCGCCAGUCUAUCUCACCAGAUCUUCAUUACUCGCCUUUGUUGCUGGAGCGACGCAUCCAAACCCGACUUAACAUUUCUCAUUUAAAAAGCCCUGUGGUCUUCAAGGAGCAUGGAGUGGCAUCUUUUUGUGUUACUUUUCAGUCUGGGUUUACCAUCAUCCACUCAGGCAGACUGCUCAGCCCAGUGUCUGACAUGUUCUCAACAGGCACAGAAUGAAGAGUCUCAGAUUAACACUCUGGUCUGCACAUUAGAGUGUGAAGGUUCUUUACCUUCAACAACUGAAUUUGAGAAAUGCCAAGAAGCUCUACAGAUGUAUCCUGUCGGAUUGUUGGGGACAAACUAUAAAAGUGACCUUGAGGCAAUCAGGCCUGACAAGAUUGACAAGCAUGCAGAAAUAUCUCUUAACAAUUUGGUGAAACGUUAUGGAGGGUUCAUCAAGAAAGUCGAUAAGAACAAGAUAUUUAGCAGUUCUCCUGCACGAGAAAAUUCCAGCCUUAAGGGUGGACUUGCUAAGAAAUAUGGAACUAUAUUUAGGAAGUUUGGAGAAAGAGACCUCCAGGAUGUGACCCAAGACACAGUUCAAGGAGAUGGCUCUUUGGAAAAUGAGGAACUGGUCUAUCACGAUGACACUGGUGCACUAAAUGAGGUUAAGCGCUAUGGUGGCUUCUUAAGGAAAUUCAGGCCCAAGAGAAGCUUUGAUUAUGAAGAAGACAACAGCCAAGAGGAGCUACAAAAAAGAUAUGGAGGAUUCAUGCGAAGAGUGAGACCAAAACUCAAGUGGGACAACCAGAAAAGAUAUGGUGGAUUUUUAAGACGUCAUUUUAAAAUCUCUGUUCGAUCAGAUGAAGAGCCCAGCUCGUACUCUGAUGAAGUGCUUGAACUAUAAAUUAUUCAAGGUUAAAAGGUAAAUGACUUGAAAGACUUCUAAUACAGAUCCACUGGCAUUUCCCAGUUUGCUUGUCUUUUUAUGUUUAAGGAGAGCGGAUAAGGGGGUUAAAUUAAACAAAAUGUCUUCAGAGGUGAAAGAGGGUGGAAGAGUGGUGACAUUUUCAAUGUAUCUGUGUUAAUCCUAUGUUUGCAAAAAAUAUAAAUUAUACAAAAGAAAAAAAAGAUGCUUGUUUCAUAACAAUAAACUGCAAGUACUUUUAAGUGUCCAUGCUGCAA
Erpetoichthys calabaricus (reedfish) is the source of this 1366-nucleotide messenger RNA. It is a transcript of the gene pdyn, whose product is annotated as prodynorphin. The record is from RefSeq and is a predicted model, not a curated record. Gene Ontology annotation, molecular function: opioid receptor binding. Bases 312 to 1088 code for a protein of 258 amino acids. The transcript is spliced from 3 exons. Gene Ontology annotation, cellular component: neuronal cell body; axon terminus; dendrite. Gene Ontology annotation, biological process: sensory perception; chemical synaptic transmission; neuropeptide signaling pathway. Lineage: Eukaryota; Metazoa; Chordata; Cladistia; Polypteriformes; Polypteridae.